This is a messenger RNA of Blastomyces gilchristii SLH14081, 426 nucleotides long. RefSeq lists its product as uncharacterized. The transcript is spliced from 2 exons. The record is from RefSeq and is a predicted model, not a curated record. Lineage: Eukaryota; Fungi; Ascomycota; Eurotiomycetes; Onygenales; Ajellomycetaceae. The annotation marks the transcript as partial.
AAUCUUCACAUAUUGACAGAUUCAUAUCUGUUGAUGAUAAUGAACAUCUCAAUAUUGAAUCAUUAAUCAAAAACUUGAAGAAUGUGAUAAUGAAGAAAUUAUUCAUAUCAUGUAUAGCUGAGUCUCUCAUAUCUCUCUCUGCUCUCUCUAUUUCUUUCUCUGUUACUUCUCUUCAAUCUCUUAUAUCUAUCUCUGUGUCUGAUUCUCUCUCUUCUGUUAUUCCUGUUUCUGUGACUCUCACUCUCACUACUUCUACUCUCUCUGCUUCUGCUGUCUCUGCUUUUAUUAUCAGCUCUCCCUGUUUCAAGAAGAUGUUAUGUAAACUUAAUGAAUCACAUCUAUCAGUGAAGAAUAUCUGUGUUUUCAGAAACAGAAAUGCAGAUAUCAUACUCUUUUAUACUCAUAGAUAUGAGACUUAUAUGUCUU